Messenger RNA from Cladophialophora immunda, 1502 nucleotides. Its product is annotated as isocitrate dehydrogenase [NAD] subunit 1, mitochondrial. Bases 86 to 1249 code for a protein of 387 amino acids. Gene Ontology annotation, cellular component: mitochondrion. The transcript has 5 exons. Gene Ontology annotation, biological process: isocitrate metabolic process; tricarboxylic acid cycle. Gene Ontology annotation, molecular function: NAD binding; magnesium ion binding; isocitrate dehydrogenase (NAD+) activity. The record is from RefSeq and is a predicted model, not a curated record. Lineage: Eukaryota; Fungi; Ascomycota; Eurotiomycetes; Chaetothyriales; Herpotrichiellaceae.
AGUUUUCUCUGCUUUGCUUUUCGCGCACCACGACCAGGACCGACCUCGAACCCAAAGUCCAGUCGUUGUAUGACGCUCCGCUGCAAUGUCGCUGGCCAGGUCGACUCGUAGCGCUCAGGCGCUGUUCCGUGCUUCUCAGCGGGCAACCAGACCACAAGCUACCUCGCCCUUCCUCGCAAGAUCCUACGCAACCGUUGAGUCCGACAUCUUCAAGCCGACAAAAUAUGGUGGGAAAUACACCGUGACAUUGAUCCCUGGUGACGGUAUCGGUGCCGAAGUUGCCGAAGCCGUCAAGACGAUCUUCAAGGCCGACAACGUCCCCAUUGAGUGGGAGCAGGUUGACGUCUCGGGCGUCGACUCGGGAGACAAGCACUCGGAAGAGCUCUUCAAGGAAUCAAUAGCGUCGUUGAGACGGAACAAGCUCGGACUGAAAGGUAUCCUGCACACCCCUAUCGAGAGAUCGGGCCACCAGUCCUUCAACGUGGCGCUGCGACAAGAACUCGACAUCUACGCCUCGGUGGUUUUGGUCAAGAACAUCCCCGGUCUGGUGACCAGGCACAAGAACGUCGAUCUGUGCAUCGUGCGUGAGAACACCGAGGGCGAGUACUCUGGGCUGGAGCACCAGUCGGUGCAGGGCGUGGUCGAGUCGUUGAAGAUUAUCACGCGGGCCAAGUCGGAACGGAUCGCCAAGUUUGCCUUUUCCUUUGCGCUGGCCAACAACAGGAAGAAGGUGACCUGUAUCCACAAGGCGAACAUCAUGAAACUGGCCGAUGGCUUGUUCCGAAACACGGUCAAGAAGAUUGGGGAGGACUAUCCCAGCUUGGAGGUGAACGACAUGAUUGUCGACAACGCUUCUAUGCAGGCCGUGUCGCGACCUCAACAGUUCGACGUGAUGGUCAUGCCCAAUCUGUACGGAGGUAUCCUUACGAACAUCGCCGCGGCGCUUGUGGGCGGGCCUGGCGUGGUGCCUGGUUGCAACAUGGGCCGGGAAGUGGCGGUCUUUGAGCCUGGGUGCCGACACGUUGGUCUCGAUAUCCAGGGCAAAGACCAAGCGAACCCCACAGCCCUUCUGCUCUCGGGUACCAUGCUGCUCAGGCACUUGGGUCUUGACGAGCAUGCCAACCGCAUCUCACGGGCGGUGUACGACGUGAUUGCGGAUGGCAAGGUGCGCACACGAGACAUGGGCGGUGACGCUACGACGCAUGAGUUUGUCAGGACGAUUCUGGACAAGAUGGAAGCCGAACUGUAAGAUGUGAUUCUCGGGAUGGAGCAGCGAGGGUGGUGGUUCUGAACACGCCGACGGAGACUGGUUGACGGGUGCAAUUGCAUUGCUUUUUACUUGACACUGGUAGCCCAGCAUUGACGUUAGAAAUGGAUUCGUGAUUCCUGUCCUGCCCUCGUUACAAGAUACUCGUUUCUUCUCCCCAACCGGGAUCUUGUAGUAGCGGCGGCAGGAGGAUUGGUAUUAAUGUCCUGUCCUACCGUACCUAUGCUCUUCCCAU